AUGGCGAAUGCAACUGCAAGAAAUAUAAAUUGGACUUAUGCACAGGCGAAACGAAAAUGCAGUGAAAAACAUUCAUGUUUUGUUGAAAUAGAAACACAAGAACACAUAGCUUUAUCUCCAUAUUAUAUUGGCCGUAUUAAACACGGUGUUCAAGAGCAAAUUGAACAUAAAAUACAACGUUGGAAAUUUCUUGAUGAAUAUGGCGGGAUUAUAGUUGCUUAUGAUAAUAUAAAAGUACUGCAAAGAUCAGCAGAAAUUUAUGAUGAAUCCCCAUUAUUACAUUUUGAUAUUAAAGUGAAUUAUAUCGUAUUUAAACCAGAGAUUGGAAACAAGUUAUUUGGUGUAGUAAAUAAGACAAGUAGCAGCCAUGUUGGUUGUUUGGUUCAUGAAAGAUUUAAUGCAUCAUUGGCUAAACCAAGAUCAUGUAAGAACAGUUGGGUUGGGAGUAAUCUGGAGAUUGGAAAUGAGUUUGUAUUCCGUGUUUUGGAUUUAAGGACUGUUGCAGGAGUGUUGUCAAUUGCGGGACACAUAAAAGAGAAAGACAUGAAGUAUGUCAA
Molecule: messenger RNA, 557 nt
Organism: Paramuricea clavata
Lineage: Eukaryota; Metazoa; Cnidaria; Anthozoa; Malacalcyonacea; Plexauridae
Source: the annotation of a GenBank genome assembly